AUGAGGGUUACCGUUGUGAUUCUUUGUCUUGUGGGUGCAGCCAUGGCCAACCCUAUAAUGUACAACACAACUAUGGACAGUAAAGUGAACCCAUUAUCAGGGAUCUCAUCCGUUUUGGACUCUCUGGAGCUAACAGGCAUGCCUGAGCUGAAGGCACACAAUUCGUCUGAAUCUGAGUCCUCAGAACAAAGCAACACAUCCGAGCUGAAGAGUAACUCUGUGUCGUCGUCGUCGUCAUCAUCAUCAUCAUCAUCAUCAGAAGUGAGCGUCUCUUCAGAGCAGCAGGCCCAGAGUGCAUCUGUGUCGGAUUCAUCCAGUCAAAGUGAGACUUCAGAGCAGUCGAGUUCUCAAGAAAACACAUCUGAGGACACAACUUCAGAAUCUUCCGAGUCAGAUGAAUCUAAAUCCAAUGGCUUAACAUCAGAUGAGAGUCCAAGUAAAUCCCUGGAAGACACGACAUCAGAGGAGAGUCGCUCCCUUGAAGACAAGUUUAAUUUAGUUGAGACUGGAGUCACCAGGGAUGACAGUAGAGGAAGCAAAGAGAACCUACGAAGGUUUUUCAAAGUUUAUGCUGUCAAAGCAACUGUUAUGGAUAGGCCUACUGAGUCACACCAAUCAGAGGAGAGCAACAGCAUCUCCAAUGAAAUCCUAGAAGCAACUGCAGGACCAAGUCAUUCCGUUGAAAGCAUAAGCAGCGAGGAUAGCAAAGCUAGCACGGGCCUUGAUCUGGGAAACAGCACAGAGGACAGUGCCAGUGUUGAGAGUAUGGAGAACAACAGCACAGAAAGUAUGGAGAACAACAGCGCUGAAAGCACGGAGAGCAACGAGGACAGUGAGGCUGCGGUCAGUCACGAGAGCCACGAGAGCAAAUCUACUGAGUGUUCCCCAGGAGGUGACCAGGACUGCGACAGUGACAGUGACAGUGAUGAGUCUAACAUGAGAGACAUUGGCGACGCUGGUGACCCUGAGCCCUUCGAUGGCCUCUUCAUGCCUUUCGACACACCAGGGGAGUUGAUGCUGCGAAGAUGACACAAUCUCUGUAGCCAUAUUAACCUUGUACUGUGUUGCACUUUUAUUUAAUUUGAAAACAGAAAUAGGCCUAUAUUUCUUUUCCUCCGCCCAUGUGUUAAGUACUAUUAUCUGACUGUUGAUAGAUCACUGAACUGAUUUUUGUGAUGUUUUAUUGAGUUAAUGUUAUUUCUGUGAUAUGUGCCAUGUAUCAAGUGAAUGUGUUUUAUAUGAAAUGGUAGGCUACUCUCUAUAUAUUAAAUUAAAUUAAAUUAGUUUGCACUGCAUUUUUGUAUGCCUUUGCUGUAAUUAAGUAUUUUUGUUAAUAGCAGAAACAUACCAUAUAGUAUCUUGUGACUGUGAGCCAUGUUAAUCAUCUGCUGACAGAGUAAUUAGAGAAGAGAAUGGAAUAAAGCUACUAUUAUGACUUGAA
Molecule: messenger RNA, 1441 nt
Organism: Alosa alosa (allis shad)
Lineage: Eukaryota; Metazoa; Chordata; Actinopteri; Clupeiformes; Clupeidae
Gene: scpp1
Product: secretory calcium-binding phosphoprotein 1
Exons: 12
Coding region: 1-1029 (342 amino acids)
Biological process (GO): cell adhesion; ossification
Source: RefSeq, a predicted model, not a curated record